CGUAGUAGGUGAAAAUACUUAUUCCGGUAGGUUCGUGAAGAAAUCAGCGCGAAACGAUAUUAUGUUCCGCUAUAUAUCAAGGAUGUAAGUAGGUCUCGCGGAAAAUACAUCCGACGAAGCAUCAAGGUGCACGUAAUCCUUUUUUCGAACGGCAAUAAAACUAUUCUUUGUCGCGUGUAGAAUUAUUUUAUAUCGGCCGAGCAGUCGCCAUCUUGCCUUACUGGGCGGACAGAGAAAGAAAGACAGAAAGAAAGAAAGAAAGAAAGAAAGAAAAAGAAAGAAAGAGAGAACGGGCCGUGGCUGUGGUAUAGAUCGUCAUUGUGACAGCUUGGGAAAAGAAGCGUUCGAUAGACCGUCGGUCUUGAUGCGGUGCGCGCGUUCAUCGCGUCGCUUGUGCUCUCUACGAACGUAGGGAGAACGUAUCAUUUAUAGAAGAGAGUAACGAGCUCAAAUAUUGGAAAACAAGAGGAAGACUCUCUGAAAAGUGUGAAAUCUAAGAAGGUGGCAUAGAACGUACUGAAGGUAAUGGCAAUGGAGACGCCGAGAGAACGAGAGAUAGCCGCGGAGGAUAGUAUUAAGGUAGUCUGCAGGUUUCGACCGUUGAAUGACUCUGAGGAAAAGGCUGGCUCAAAGUUUAUUGUCAAGUUCCCAUCCGGUGGAGAGGAGAAUUGCAUCUCGAUUGGGGGAAAAGUAUAUCUUUUUGAUAAAGUAUUUAAACCAAAUGCUACGCAAGACAAAGUAUACAAUGAAGCAGCUAAAUCUAUUGUCACAGAUGUAUUGGCAGGAUAUAACGGUACCAUUUUUGCUUAUGGACAAACAUCAUCAGGAAAAACCCAUACAAUGGAAGGUGUUAUUGGAGAUCCUAAUAAACAGGGUAUCAUUCCAAGGAUCGUUAAUGAUAUUUUCAAUCAUAUUUAUAUUAUGGAGGAGAAUUUAGAGUUUCAUAUUAAAGUAUCUUAUUUUGAAAUUUACAUGGACAAGAUUAGAGAUCUUCUUGAUGUCUCUAAGGUAAACUUAAGUGUGCAUGAAGAUAAAAAUCGAGUUCCGUUUGUAAAAGGAGCAACUGAAAGAUUUGUAUCUAGUCCGGAAGAAGUUUUUGAAGUAAUCGAGGAAGGAAAGUCUAAUCGGCAUAUCGCUGUAACCAAUAUGAAUGAACACAGUUCUCGUUCUCAUUCAGUUUUCUUAAUUAAUGUCAAACAAGAAAAUCUUGAGAAUCAAAAAAAACUUUCAGGAAAAUUAUAUCUCGUUGAUCUGGCUGGUUCAGAAAAGGUGUCUAAAACUGGAGCUGAAGGUACUGUUCUUGAUGAGGCAAAAAAUAUUAACAAGUCUCUAUCUGCUCUUGGUAACGUUAUAUCUGCGCUUGCCGAUGGCAACAAAACGCACAUUCCUUAUCGUGACUCUAAACUGACAAGAAUUUUGCAAGAAUCACUUGGUGGCAAUGCUCGAACUACAAUUAUCAUUUGUUGUUCACCUGCUAGUUUUAACGAAUCAGAGACUAAGUCAACUCUAGAUUUCGGUAAACGUGCCAAAACUAUAAAGAAUGUUGUGUGUGUCAAUGAAGAAUUAACUGCGGAAGAAUGGAAACGCCGUUAUGAACGUGAGAAGGAAAAGGCUGCUAGACUUAAAGGCAAAGUUGAAAAAUUAGAAGCAGAAUUGUCUCGUUGGCGUCAAGGUGAGACUGUAAAACCCGAAGAACAAGUCAGUUUAGUGGAAGGACCUGAUGUUAUUACACCAAUUACUGCAUCUGUCGAAGGCAAACUUGACGACGGUCCUCUGCCUGCUACACCUGGUGGUGGACUUAUGGCUGGAUCUCUUUCGAAUGAAGAAAGACAAAAACUAGAAGAAGAACGUGAAAGACUGUAUCAACAGUUGGAUGACAAGGACGAAGAGAUUAAUCAACAAUCUCAAUAUGUUGAAAAGUUAAAGGAACAAAUGGAAGAACAAGAGGAAUUGAUUGCGAGCGCUAGAAGGGAUUAUGAACAAUUGCAGCAAGAAAUGAAUAGAAUACAACAGGAAAAUGAAAGUGCUAAAGAGGAAGUCAAAGAAGUUUUACAAGCUCUAGAAGAAUUGGCAGUGAAUUAUGAUCAAAAAUCACAAGAGGUGGAAUUGAAAAAUAAACAGCAUGAAAGAUUGACAGAGGAACUUCUCGCUAAACAAGCAACAUUAAAUAAUAUUGAAUCUGAAUUGCAACAAUUGCGUGAUAUGUCUGCUCAUCAAAGAAAACGUAUUGCUGAUAUGUUUGCUAAUUUUUUGAAAGAUUUAGGAGAAAUUGGAGUGGCUAUAGGUGGUGAUGAAAAUCUUAAAGUUACACCAGAAAGUAAUGGUAAAUUGGAAGAAGAAUUCACAGUUGCAAGACUCUUCAUUAGUAAAAUGAAAUCAGAGGUAAAAAAUUUAGUUCAACGUUGUCAAGGAUUAGAGAGUUCUCAAGUGGAUUGCAACAAAAAAGUUUCUGAAUAUGAAAAAGAUUUGGCGGAAUGUCGGCUCCUAAUCAGUCAACAUGAAGCUCGUACACAAACAUUAUCAGAAUCUAUGAAAGAAGCAGAAGCUCGAAAACGUGCUUUGGAGGAAGAUGUAGAUGCGCUACGGGAAGAAUGUGCAAAGCUUAAAGCAGCAGAACAGGUUCAAGCAGUUACUAAUAAAGAGAAAGCAGAAGAGAAAGAAGCAGCUACAAAGAUGAAAGUAGCUUUAGAAGAGCAAAUGGAUCAGCUGCGUGAUGUACACCAAAAGCAGGUCGCUGCGCUUAGGGAUGAAUUAUCUGAAAAACAAGAUUUGAUCAGUGAAUUGAGAGAUUUGAAUCAAAAAUUCACUUUAGCCCAUCAACGAAUGCAAGCGGAUUAUGAACGAUUGAAGCAGGAAGAAGUAAAUAAAUCGGUUAAACUCCAGGAAAUGAUAUUGCUUCAUGAACGUCGAGAACAAGCUAGAAAAGAGCUUAAAGGACUGGAGGAUACUGUUUGCAAAGAAUUGCAAACACUUCACAAUUUACGUAAAUUAUUCGUUCAGGACUUGCAGACUAGGAUAAAAAAAUCAAUUCACGUUGAGGACAAUGAGGACGAUGGUGGCUCACUGGCUCAGAAGCAAAAGAUUUCCUUUUUAGAAAAUAAUCUAGAUCAGCUUACGAAGGUUCACAAACAAUUAGUCAGAGAUAAUGCGGAUCUUCGAUGUGAAUUACCUAAACUUGAAAAAAAAUUAAGGACAACCGUUGAACGUGUAAAAGCUUUGGAAACAGCUUUGCGAGAUGCCAAAGAAGGUGCAAUGCGAGAUCGUAAGCGUUACCAAUAUGAAGUAGAUAGGAUUAAAGAAGCUGUCAGACAGAAAAAUUUGGCUCGUCGUGGACCUAGUGCACAAAUUGCAAAGCCUAUUCGAGCUGGUCAGCAUCAUUUAAGCAAUGUUAACGCUAUUAGAACCGGCAAUCGUGAUGCUCUUAAUUAAGAUACUACAUUAUGAUUGGGAAAUCGUGGGUUUGUUCGAUUUUGUACAAAAGGAGUCACUUCAGGCCGCUCUACAUUUUAGAGUAAGUGAAUGGAUUUGUCAUGCUAACGAUUUUGUAACUUUAUUUUCACUAUUUUAAAACGAUAUUUUUGUUACGAAUUGACAGAGGUAUUAAAGCUGAUACUUUCUUCAGAAUACUUUUGUAUGUCACGAAAUAACAAACGAACAAACUUAGCGAUAUGUUAUUUCUUUAUCUCUGCGCUUUUUUCUUUCUUCCUCUUCCAAAACCAAAUGUAAUACAUACUUCCAAUUCUGUGAUCUUUCGGACACGUGGUGUAAACUUUAGGGAAAAAAUUAAUUCAUAUAUCUCUGUCAUAUGCUUAAGUUUUUUUCUUGGAGAACGUGGUUAAGAACGUAUAGUAAUGUUGAGUAUAACGUCAAAUCCUUCACUUUUGCAGAACACGAUCGCAAGAACGCUUUGCGUGCUGAGGUGCUAGGAGAUCGAAACAAACCAAUCUAUGGUGUAUUCAUAUAAAUGUUAUAUUUUAAAGGCAAUAGAUGUAUUAUAAUCUUAAAAAGCACCGUCACUUCUUUUUUUGUAGAAACAAGCAUGUGCUUAAAAGUAUACUAAUAUGAGUGCAUCAAUUUAUCAAUGCGCUGCAUGUCCUAUCCAUAUAUAAAUAUUUAACUCAAUUGCACUUAUAAAAAAGGAAAUUACCAUAAAUAUUCUCAAUUCUUUCUCAAUUACACGAAACAAUCUUGCUAAAAUAGCUUUGUUCUUCUGUAACUACAUAGCAUAAUUUUUUUCAAAAAGUUAAAAAUAUAUAAAAAUAAUGAUAAUGAUAAUGAUAGUAAAGAUAAUGGUAAUAAUAAUGAUAAUGAUAAUAAUAACAACAAUAAUAAUACUAUGCGAUUGUUAUUGUUAUAACAUCCGGUCUACCAUGGACUUUAUUUGUAAUAUCAAGUAUCAUUAAACUUACGAUAAAUACAUUCAAAAUCGAAUGUUUUGGAUGGUACUAUUAGACUUGGAAACAAAAUGUUAUUAAUUCAGUUAAGAGAUAUGAUCGGAUAUGCGGCCUUGAAAAGAACAGUAGAAAUAAUCAUGGCUUAUAAGUAUUCUUAGUUAUAAAAAAAAAACUCCCUUUGUAGCUAUUGAAGAUUACAAUUGUCAAGAAUCUUAUCGAAUCUUGGAUCUAUUUGGUGUACCCACUUAACGAUAGUUAAGUACGUUGGUUUCUUACCAAUAAAAUUGUAGGUCCAAAAGCGAAUGAUAUUUAUAAAAAAAAAAAUAUAGACGAAAAGAUCUUUCAUCUUCACUUUCAAUUUACAUAUAUUAUUUUUAUAUAGCCAAUUAUCGCAGCAUUAAACAUUGCUAAUUGUUUCACUUAUAUUAAUUUAUUUUGUAUUCUAAUUUAUAUUAAAGACAAAUGAAAGCUGUUCGUCAAACAAAUGCUUUGCGUUCUAUACAAAUAUAUUAAAUACUUAUCAUUUUUAAAGUCUUUCGUGCUGAAUCUAAUUUUGAAGUUACCAGUUUUAGAUAAUUUGGAUUUUAAUAAUAAGAUUUGUUUACGUUCUUAAAACUCGUUGUAAACUCUCAAAAUUACAAUCAUAUCUCACUUAAAAUUAUUUUAAUGUUAGGAAUAGACUAUUUAAAUAAUAUUUUUUAUAAUUGGGAUACAUAUAUAAAUAUUGAAGCCAUGUAUAGUAAAUAUAGUUUGCAAAUUUUGCAUAUCCUUAAAUUGAAAAUAAAUUUUUUCUUUUUCUUCUCUCCUUUUCUAUUAAAUGUAAUACAAUAUACUUUAUGAAAUUAUCCAUAAAUUAUUGUUCCAUAUCAAGAAACUUUUAUUAGAUAAAAUAAAUUUAUUUUUUUAUUUCAUUUUUAAAAUUUCUUUCAUAUAAUAGUCUGUUUCAUUAGGUCUAUCUUAUUUUUGUGAUAUGAGCAGCAAAAUUAUAUUUGUCGACAUAGUAAAAACGAAUUUGGAGUGUAGAAUAAAUGCAAUUAUUUUAAAAAUAUUCUUGUCAAAUAUAUAUAAAUAUAACUGCAUUUGAAUGUCUUUAUAUUAAUUUAAAUAAACAUAUUAUUAUCCAUGGUACACUGCUCACAAAUAACAUAGGUAUACAUUAAUCACCCGAAAUGCUUAAUGUGUUAAUACUCUGUUAUUUAAAAUCUACAAAAAAUGCUGUUAGGUUCCCCUCAUUAUUAUAAAUAAAAAAAAUCACUGCUGAGUUUUUUUAUCAUGAUUCAUGUAUUUUUCUGUAACUAAUGAAUCAUGACAUAAAAUCUCAGUAUACCGUAACAUUUAUUUUUAUAGAACAUCGAAUAAGCAUCAAUGCUCUUUUGCACUUCCGUAUAAAAAUAAAGAAUCAUUGCAAAGUGUACACAGAUUAUAAUUAAUUAAUACUAAUAAUCGUAAGCUUCAUGGCACUGCAUUCAAAAUGCAAUGGAUGUAUGUUCCAAUGAGAUGUAAAGGGUAUAGCAUCGUAAAUUAUAAAAUAAUUCCUAUAAAAGGAUGACUGAAAGUGUAUCUAUUUUCUUUUAAUGUAGCCAAAAUAAACAUUUUUCAGACUAAGGAAAAUCAUGAUUGCUCACAUUACUAUACGUUAUAUAUUCUACAAUGUUAUAUCUCUUAUUAAGAUAGAAUGUUUUACAUUCUUUUUUAUUCUUUUGCGAUGCACAAUGUAAUUAUAUAUUUAAUGAACUACAUUUAAAAAAAAAUUAAAUAAUUUUGAUCUAUGAUUUAUAAAGAUAUAUACUAUUGAAUGUGAUUGAAAAUUAAUUUAAAUUAUCUAAAUAAACAGUCUAUAACUGGAAUGAGCACCCGUAUAGCUGUAUUCAAAUAUUGUUAUUUAUUAGAAACUGAGUGUUAUAUAAUAUUGCAUUUACAUGUAAAGGCAUUUUGGUUCUAUAAGAAAUAAAAAAGAUAUUGCUAUAUCCUUUAUGAUAUCUGUUAUAAGUCAGGUUAUUCUAUAACACUUCAGUUAUUUUACCCGUAAAUAUUUAAAAUAUAUUUCAUAUUUUUAUUAAUUACUUUAAUGAAAUAUUUCAGUAUUUAAUUAAACAAUCUAGUUCAAAGGAUUCUUAAAUAGAAAUUUAAUAAAUCAAUUAAAAAAUUAUAACACAUAAUAAAGUUGUCAAUGCAGUUAAUAUAAUUUUUCGUUAUAUAAUAAAGUGUAAUCGGUAUCUAAAAUGAUUAAAUUUUUGUAAAAUUAUGUAUUCAGUUGGCAAUUAUACAUAAACAUAGCCUAUUAUUGUUAAAGAGGAGGUUGAUCUAUAGCUGCUAUCUUUGUAAAUGGAGCAAUGCGAAUGUAAAAGAAAAUAAACAAAUUAGUAAUAAAA
Vespula vulgaris is the source of this 6766-nucleotide messenger RNA. It is a transcript of the gene Khc, whose product is annotated as kinesin heavy chain. The record is from RefSeq and is a predicted model, not a curated record. The transcript has 14 exons. Gene Ontology annotation, molecular function: ATP binding; microtubule binding; microtubule motor activity. Gene Ontology annotation, biological process: microtubule-based movement. The coding region runs from base 526 to 3429 and encodes 967 amino acids. Lineage: Eukaryota; Metazoa; Arthropoda; Insecta; Hymenoptera; Vespidae.